GAAGUGUCACGAAGGAGAGUUCUUUUUAUUGAAAUUAUUCCGGAACCCAUCGAUCACAAUCGCGAAGAAGAAGAAGCCAAAUGGUGUCGUCGGUUUUCUUCAAAUAAAGAAAUUAAAAAUUGACUUUUUUAAAUUUAAGAAAAAACUUGCACUUGUUUUAUUUGUGACAGUAAUCGAUGUAAUAAAAACAGUGGUUGAAAAUAAUCAGAGUAAUUGAGGAAGAUGAAAGUGUUUUAUGUCUGCGCACAAGUAGAGCAUUUCUUUUCUUUCUCUAAAGACCAGAAUAGAGUGGCUUGUUAUUUCAAAAAUGAUUCAAAUAAUGAUAAUAUUAAAUGUAAAUCGACGUAACAAUAUCAUAUUACAAUAGUUGUUACGUAUAAUUUUAUGUAGCCUCGAUAGUAUCGAACGCAUGAUGACGUCAAUUGGCUUUUUCCUACCAUGAGUCCGUUUGUUACGAGUCAUAUUAAAUCAGGUCGUAAUUGCUUAUUUUUUUGUGUUACAAUGUCAAGUGUCAUGUUUACACGAGUCAAAGUGUAAAAAGUCUUUGUAACAUACCACGGCAUUAAGUGCAAUCGUGCGCCGAUACGUUUAUAAUUAUAUCUAAUCUUACGUAUGGAUUAGAAACAUAUGAUUAUCAUGCAAAUAGUGUCAUUACCGAGAUGAAGAAGCUACUAGAUUGCUUUAUAUUACUUUUCCACAAUUAGCUUCUUUUUGCUUAUAUUCCAACGUAACGCUAUUGCGAGAGAUCUUUCACACAGCCGAUGAUAUUUUGUGUUACUACGAGAUGUGUAACUCUUAUAGCGAGUGAUGUAAACUUUACAAAGUGACUCGGUUUGAAUUUUAAUGACGUAUUCUCCGAAGCCGAAGACCAUGUGACACUUCUAGAGCCGGUAUAUCGUACGAGCGAUGACAAUUAAAAGACCGGGGUUCUGGAAGCAAUUAAAUGAAGAGAAAUAAACAACAUGACUCGCUUCGAGUACGAAACUAAGAGCCUCGACGUUGGCUAUAAGGAGGUUUCGCUUAGCCGGCCUCCGGGUCUCCACGAGCCGCGACGUCGCGAACGGAAAUAGCUUCGUCGACGUCGAUGGAAAUACGUUAUGUAAAUCCGCGUUUCCUGCCGGCUUUCAUUCUUCUUAUGCCCCCACAUUCUAUGCUAAUAGUGAUGAACGUCUGCGAACCGGUCGCCGAUCAGGAAAUAGAGAGCGACGACGCCACGAAACGUCGCCGUCGCGACGCUUUUCUUCCUUACUUCUUCCUCUCUCUCUUUCUCUUCCUCCCCUUCUCUCGUCUCGUCUUCCACCUCUCUUCUUCAGAAUCCUCUUGCUUGUGCCACGUCCACGUUGUAAGAAGCCGACGUGUAACUGUAAUCUGGAGCUAUUAUCUUCCGUCGUUCUACAUCGGCGAGCCGAUCGUUAGUCGAGGCAAAGCGUUAUAUAUCAAGGAUCGAUUUUCGACGAAGUUAGCGGUAGAUCUGAGGCGUGUUAUGAAAUUGCUGCCACCGAUUCAGAUAUCGCAGCUACCGCCGGUUUCCGCCGCAGGCGGAAUGGCCGGAAUGGAGCCUCGAUUGCCCCCGGCUGCUAUAUUGCCCUUCAGUCCGGACUGGGCCCUUUGGAGGGCUCAAUAUGGACCCUCGAUGGGUUUCCCGCCUACGACGCAUCCACCGCCCAGUCCCCUUUUGGACUUUAAAACUCAUCUACCAACGAGUUUAGUGUCCGACCCUAGACUGUGGUCGCGGGAGGAUGUAGCGGCGUUCCUGCGGUGGGCUGAACGGGAAUUCGACCUGCCACCGUUCGACAUGGAUGUGUUCCAGAUGAACGGCAAAGCCUUGUGCCUGCUGACCAAGGCCGAUAUGGGCGAGAGGUGUCCGAGCGCCGGCGACGUGCUGCACAACGUGCUGACCAUGCUGGUGCGCGAUUACAAUCAGCUACAGAGAUGCCUGCCGAGCAGUCCGGUGACACCGACUAGACAGUCCACAUAUCCGCUGAGUCCACAUUCGCAUCCGCCUACGCCAACGUGGACGACGGAGACACCGCCAUAUGCCACGAAUCUCGCAUCGCUGAUGUCGGCCAACUCGGUAACGUUAUCGCCGGCGCCGUCCGUGGAUAGUCAGUCGGGCUCACCCAGCCACGCGACCGAUGCGAUUCAAACGCAAGUCUACAAGAGCGAGUCCUCGGACGAGGACAACACUCACCAGGUAUCGAGUGGCAACAGCAGCCCACCGGCCACGCCGACCGCCCUGACGGCACAGAGACUCAGCGAGGUGAGCGUCAAAGAUCAACCGAGUCCAACGUUACCGCACCAGAUGAUGCCGCUGACACCCGGUGCCUUCCGGUCGACCGCCAACGUGACCAGAGAGUUCUUCCCCAGCGAUUCGUCGGAACCCAAUACUAACGGAAGACUGCUCUGGGACUUCCUUCAGCAAUUGCUGAACGACCCCGGGCAACGGUACCAGCAUUACAUCUCGUGGAAAAGUCGGGAAACCGGCGUUUUCAAGAUCGUCGAUCCACCUGGUCUAGCGCGACUCUGGGGCAUCCAGAAGAAUCAUCUUUCUAUGAAUUACGACAAAAUGAGCAGAGCUUUACGUUAUUACUACCGCGUGAACAUACUUAGAAAAGUCCAAGGCGAACGACAUUGUUAUCAAUUCCUACGUAAUUCGGUCGAGUUGAAGAAUAUCAAGAACAUAUCAUCGUUACGCCAUCAGAUGCGAAUAAAGUCGGAACCAGAGGAGGAUAAGGCUUUCUUCGAAAGUCCCGAGGCCGAGCCGGAAGCGGAUAUGCCAACGGAUCUCUCGAUGUCCAGCAUGAACCAGCCGUCGAGCGAGCAACAGCAGCAGCAGCAGCCCCUAUCGCUACACGACCCACCUGCCAAGUACAGAAGUCACGCGUACAAUCUCAUUAAGACCAAUCAGGAACCGGAAGAGAGGAAGUGACGCGGGACCUAGCGAUGGUAGGAACGCAAUGAUCGUGCGUAAUCGUUAAUCGCACUAUGGCAAACUGGGAACCAGCGGCGAAAUGACCUCGACGUAAGAAAAGUUCCGCAUCAGCAAUCGAUCGACGGAUUGUGGAGUGAAAUUGGAGAUUGAUCAAGCGAGCAUCGACUCCGUCCAAUUCGUCGGUUUGUGAAUAAGAAAGUGAUACCAUCUGCACAAAGACACGCGAAAGCUUUCGAAAUGAGAAAAGAUAGAAUCCGAAAAACAUAAUUCGGGACAAAGCUCGGGAAAAUAUGACGACGAAGACAAGAUCUAAUCUCUGAAGUCAAUAAUUAUUGAUGUAGAGAAAUAUGCCGAUUUUUCCGAAUGCAAUCAUUAAUAUAUAAAUAGUGUAAGACGCUUGAAAUGUAAAUUGCAGAACAAAACGUGAUAAAAGCUAUGAUCUUGAGAAUGUUAUGAGACUUUUUGAGAAUAAGCGUCAGAAGAUAAAUGAGCAAUCAUGUUUGUUCAAUAAGCAGAGGUACAUUGACGCUCUAGGGAUGAGGGAUUCUUUAAAGACCAAGAAAUUUAAAUUUUAUGCUCUAUUUUGUGCCCAAUUCUCUAUGUGUUUGUCGGGGAUACAAAGUUGCAAUCGUGCAAGAAUUCUCUCCAUUUUCGUCGUUAUAUGUAAGAGUGUGAUAAGAAGCGCAAGAAAAGUAGCCCCUCAUGAUGCAAAUCGCUCCCUGCCCUACCCUCCGCUCUCAUAUGGAUUCGUGUUGAGUGUCGAUUAUAACGGACGCUUCGAUACGAAGCUGAAAUCUUCUGAAAUAUUUCGCCUUAUUCCUUUUCGCGCUUCCUCCUCAGGACGAAUCAUACUGGGUAAUUUGUUUUCCACUUUACAACGACGAGAUGUGUAUGAAACGUAUGGUCUUGGGUGCAAUCCUUAAGAAAUAUACACACGACGAUUCAAUGUACAAAGAAUGCCAGAAAGAAAACUGUUACCAGAUCUUUCUUUUCUUACGCGUUUCUCUUUUUCUCCUAUUUUUUCUUAAUUUUAAGUAUAUGUUCUGUGAUGUGCGAUUUUAUUUUUUUGGCAAAAUAUAGUCCAUGUCCAAAUAUAAAGUCGGUCCCAGAAGAGAGACUUUAUUUGAUUUGAGACAGUCAUUGUAAAUGCAUCACAGAAAAAUUACGUUAUUAACGUUCCCAUAGUUUCUGGAAUACGAAGAGCUUGACAAAACAUCGUUUCACGACAGUUCAAUAAUUAUGUGUGUACAUUUACAACAUAGAUCAGAUUGUAAGAAUUCUGAAAGAAAGAUUCAACUAGAUUUUCUCAGGCUCUUACCGUAUAUGCGCCGAAACGGUUCUCCGUUACAUAUUUGUGCCAAGAAUAUUUGCCGUUUGAUAAGAGGACAUUUUAUGUAUUUAGUCGAUUGUUCCAAAAAAAAACUCGGUAUGUCACGAUUUUGGAACCAAUAUUGUGUAUCCCUUGUGUACGCUCAAUGUACGCGUUAUAUUAAGAAUGCGCCAUUGAGUGUCGUAUAAUCGAUCAUACGUUGUAUCGAUCAUACUGUAUAUAAAGUGAAUAAAUGAAUUGUAAAUGCGAACGAAAGAUAAAUUGAAUAUUAAGAGUAGUGCAAGAAUUUUAUGGAAAUUCGGGGCCAGAGCUAGAAUAAAUAAAUUUAUCUAUAGAAAAAAAAAAUAUAUAUACAUAUAUUUUACUAUCAAAAUUUAUAUUCGAAAUUUCUAUGUUUGUUGCUUGUGUGAUUGUGGCUUACAUUCCACGACUCUUUAUCCGAGGUUUAUCUUGACGAGAUAAACCACGAAAGUCCGCAGGAGAGGUAGAGAAAACGUGAGAGGAAACAAGACGCAUAUACAAUUAGGAAACAGAUUUUAAGAAGAUUGCUAAUUGUAUUUUUGCACUUGAAGAUAUAAAAAUAUAAAAUUUGAGAAAGCAUGAGGGAAUGAAAGUAUGAGUGUGAGCGCGAAAGAGCAUGAAUGAGACAAGUAUGACAUAAAAUGACAUAUUGAGAAAUAUAUCUGGCUUCUUGUAUACUGUGAUCUCUAUACUAUAUAAUGCAGAGAGUUACAUAGUUAAAUAGGAAUUAUUAUCUAGAUAAAACAUGGGUGCAUGUUAUACACAUCUAGAUGAAAUGUCUGUCUAGAAAUUGCGUGAUGUUAUCAAGAUAUAUAAGAUAUAUAUAUCUAUAGACACGCACGCACACACACAUACACACACACACACACACACACACACACACACAUACACAUGUAUAUGUAUUAUAUAUCUUUAAUAUAUAGUAUGUAGUAUAGUAUGUAUAUCUACAUAUAACAAAAAAUAUGUAUUGUAUGUACUAUAUAUUAAAGAUACAUAUAUCAUUUUAUAGAUAUACGUCUUUUCUCUUUAAAAUCGUGUAAAUAAUUUAACAUGGACAAAUGUCAGAAGAACGGAAGUGUUUAUAUAUAUAUAUAUAUAUAAAUGUGUACAAAUAUAUAUCUAUAAAUAUAUUUAUAUAAAUAUGUAUAUAUAAUAUAUAAAUAUAUUUAUAUAUAUGUAUUUUAGAUACAUAUAUUAUGUAACAGCGUAUAUGAAGACAUAAUAGUAGUGUGAAACAAUGCAUAUUCGUCGAGAUUGGAGAAGUUUAUAUAUCGUUUCGCGUGUAAAAAAUAUGUAAAAUUCUAGAAAUUAGAGCUGUUUUAUUAUAUAAGUUGUUAUAUGAAGAGUACAUAAAAUAAUGAAUGUUGUAAAUAUAGACUUAUUUAGUUAUUAA
Molecule: messenger RNA, 5676 nt
Organism: Solenopsis invicta (red fire ant)
Lineage: Eukaryota; Metazoa; Arthropoda; Insecta; Hymenoptera; Formicidae
Gene: aop
Product: ets DNA-binding protein pokkuri
Exons: 5
Coding region: 1085-2929 (614 amino acids)
Biological process (GO): regulation of transcription by RNA polymerase II; cell differentiation
Cellular component (GO): nucleus
Molecular function (GO): DNA-binding transcription factor activity, RNA polymerase II-specific; sequence-specific DNA binding
Source: RefSeq, a predicted model, not a curated record